AUGCAAAGUUAUAAUAAAACCUCUGCUUCGUAUUUUAUUAAAAAACUUCACCUGGAACCACAUCCAGAAGGAGGGUAUUACUCGCAAAUCUAUCAAGACAAAUCAGUGAUUAAAAAAGUUGGUUUAUCAGAUAAGUUUGAUGGGAAUAGAAGUUGUUCAACAGUAAUAUAUUUUUUGCUUGAUAGAAAAAACUUUUCUACCUUUCAUAGAAUCAAGUCUGAUGAAGGUUGGCAUUAUUAUGCUGGCAAUACCAGUGUCAAAAUUUAUGAAAUAAAAACGGAUGGAAAACUUAUUGUCCACAACCUUGGCAAUAAUAUAGAUAAAGGAGAAAAAUUUUUUUCUGUUGUUGAAAAAAAUGCGUGGUUCGGUGCCGAACUUGGUGAUCAAAAUGAUGACAAUUUUGCUUUAGUUGGAUGUAGUGUGGCUCCGGGAUUUGAUUAUAAAGAUUUUGAAAUGGCAACAUUUGGAUAUCUUUCAGAACAAUAUCCUCAACACAUAAAGAUUAUAGAAAAAUUAACUCGUAAAUAA
Messenger RNA from Entrophospora candida, 528 nucleotides. Lineage: Eukaryota; Fungi; Glomeromycota; Glomeromycetes; Entrophosporales; Entrophosporaceae. The record is from the annotation of a GenBank genome assembly.